AAAAAAUUCUCUUUGCUAAUAAAAUGGUGCACAAAUGGUAGUAUAGAUACUGGAUUUUUUUUUUAUACUAGUAAUGGUGGCGGCGAUCAGCGACUUAUAGUGGGACUGCAGGACUAUGGUGGGCAUUCUGACACUUGGGGGGGAACUGUCACUAACAUCCCCAGUGACACCAAUAUAGUGACCAGUGCUAAUAAAAAGCACUGUCAUGUUACUAAUGAUACCGGUCAGGAAGGGGUUAACAUCUGGGGCGAUCAAAGGGUUAACUGUGUGCUGUUUUACUGUUUCUCCUUCCUGUCAGCUCGGGUACACUGCUUUGGAUGGCUGUGCACAGCACAACCAUCCAAAGCAGUGUGCUUACAGUGAAGCACA
Molecule: messenger RNA, 369 nt
Organism: Staurois parvus
Lineage: Eukaryota; Metazoa; Chordata; Amphibia; Anura; Ranidae
Source: the annotation of a GenBank genome assembly